AUGGAUCCAAUCUGUGGAACUGUUGGUCUCGUCGCCGGUGUUGCCUCCAUUAUUUCAGUGAUUGGCAAGUCCAUCGUAACCUUGAACAACCUUCGUCAGAAAUACAAAGAAGCUGAAUGGAAUAUCAAACUCUUGACCGGUCACCUCCAAUUGAUACGCACGGCGCUAUGUCGAGUGCAAAACUGGGCAGAAUGUCUAUCCAACGAGUCUUGUCACUAUCAACUCAUAAUGGAUCUUGACCAAAGCGUUGAGCAUUGCAGGAUUCUGAUUGAGCAUAUUAAUGAUCAAAUCUCUAGACUGGAGUGGGAUGAUGGUCUCCUCAAAUUUGGCAGUAAAGCACUCUUCUUGUUUGAGGACAAAGCUACCAGCGAACUCCUCACUCUCCUCGACCGUCAAAUGAGUGCACUUACCCUCUGCCUGGUGGCUUCACAGUUCCCUACACCAAAAGCUCAACAGCAGUUCCUCGGAAGGGAGGAAACCCAGCUGGCCUUUGAUCGAAUCCGCGAUGACACCUCAUCACUAAUCGGAUUUCGAGACUCCAGCUCAUUCCUCACCGCUAGAAAUCGGAACUCGAUAGCAUCGCAAUUCUCCCGUGUGUUUGAUUUCGAUGGUGUCCUCCUUAAGCAUAAGACCUAUCAGAAUACAUUUCGUUCUAUGCUGCGAAGAACGGCCAGCCCAACGGAAAGGCAACCAUGUCCAGAGCCUAAAACAAGGAGCCUCUCAGAUACACCAGUGGUUCAACUUCAAAGUAUGGCUCGGACAACAGCCAAGAUCGAUUCCGAGCUAAAAGAAGAUGGUCGCCGUCUGAACAAAGAGAUCAAGAUUCUUGCCAUAGGAGACAAGCACGGACGAUCUGCUGUCAUCAAGCAGAUGAGAAGCCAGUACGGAGAUCCAUACACAGAAGCGGAAGUGGAGCAAUACCGACAAAAAAUCACAUCGCUCACUAUCAAAGCCCUAGUUGCAAUCAUGGACUAUGUUGAAGACUCUGGAAAUGGACUAGUCACGCCACUCAGCAGACAACAUGGUCAGGUGGUUCGGGACUUUGCAGCUUCGGCAGCACCGAAUUGGGUGGUCGAGUAUGGCAUAGCUUCCUCGAUCAAGUACAUAUGGGCAAAUUGGCACAUACAACAAGCAUAUUCCAUCAUGGAAAAGCAUGGAGAGACAGCAUAUUGUCUUGAUUUUAUAGAAAGAAUCUGCCGACCAGGAUAUGUGCCAAGCAGAUUGGACAUAAUACGUGCGCCCGAACCGAUAGAAACACUGAAAGAGACCGAGUUAAGGAUGGCGCCAUCAUCCCGACUCAAGGUGAUCGAGUUCCAGGAGCAACAAGCAAUGAAAGUCCUGCCACAAUUCGCAGGUGUCCAAUGCUGCUUGUUCACGAUCGAUCUGACCUGCUAUGAUCGGUACCUUAACAAUGCUGCCAGCACCAAUGCGCUUAGUGAUCGGAUCUCGAGACUCAAACAUAUACUGUUAUCACCCCACUUUAGCGAGACAUUGACGAUGCUUGUAUUUACCAAUCGAACGGCUUUUGCACAGCAUAUCAUCAAAUCGCCUUUGAAAAGCCAUUUUCCAGACUACGAGGGUGGUAACAAUGUGGACGCAGCGGCCAAGUACAUUUUGAAAAGAUGCAGACGUGCAAACCACAAGGACCGAGCAUUGGUAUGGCAUACAUUACUUGAAGACACGAAUGAUGUUGAAUCAACGGCGAAUUUCUUCAGACAGUCCACACUCUGCAGGCAGGUGUUUAUGACUUACUCAUGA
Molecule: messenger RNA, 1758 nt
Organism: Exophiala bonariae
Lineage: Eukaryota; Fungi; Ascomycota; Eurotiomycetes; Chaetothyriales; Herpotrichiellaceae
Exons: 3
Coding region: 1-1758 (585 amino acids)
Biological process (GO): adenylate cyclase-modulating G protein-coupled receptor signaling pathway
Cellular component (GO): heterotrimeric G-protein complex
Molecular function (GO): G protein-coupled receptor binding; GTPase activity; G-protein beta/gamma-subunit complex binding
Source: RefSeq, a predicted model, not a curated record